Molecule: messenger RNA, 1901 nt
Organism: Beta vulgaris subsp. vulgaris (sugar beet)
Lineage: Eukaryota; Viridiplantae; Streptophyta; Magnoliopsida; Caryophyllales; Amaranthaceae
Product: beta-ketoacyl-[acyl-carrier-protein] synthase III, chloroplastic
Exons: 8
Coding region: 224-1441 (405 amino acids)
Biological process (GO): fatty acid biosynthetic process
Cellular component (GO): chloroplast
Molecular function (GO): 3-oxoacyl-[acyl-carrier-protein] synthase activity
Source: RefSeq, a predicted model, not a curated record
UUCCCAUCACUCCACACCAAACUCCCUUCUUUGGAGUCUCCGAAGAUCGAUUUCCACUGUCUUUAUUUCAGGUUCACCUAUCCUCAUAUUUUUCUCCCUAUUGAUUAUUCAAUUUCUUCUGUCAUGAGCUCUAAACACUCCCAAAAUAUCAUCUUUCACUUUCUUCCCAGCUAAAGAUCUCUCCUUUAAUUUCAUUUAAUCUGCAUUCUUUCUUUCUUCUCCAAUGGCGAGUGCAUAUGGGCUGUUCUCACCUUCUGUACCUACUAAUCUCAACAACAGAAUUUCUUCAUCUAUAACUUCAAUUGGAUCUGGGUUUUCUUCCUCUUUCGAUUUCAGCAAAAGGAUUUUCUGCUCUUCCAUGGAAGGUGCUGAGAAACAUGGUGUUGCUGCUGUUUCCCCUACUGAAUUCAGAGUUCCUAGGCUAGUAAAUAGGGGGUGCAAGCUAGUUGGCUGUGGUUCUGCUGUUCCAAAGCUGGAGAUCUCCAAUGAUGACCUCUCUAAAAUAGUUGAAACUUCAGAUGAAUGGAUAGCUACUCGAACUGGGAUACGAAAGAGACGUGUCAUUUCAGGUGACGACAGUUUGGUAGGCUUGGCUACCGAAGCAGCAAAGAAAGCUCUUCAGAUGGCCAACGUUGGCCCUGAUGAAAUUGACCUUGUUUUGAUGUGCACUUCUACUCCAGAGGACCUCUUUGGAAGUGCUCCCCAGGUGCAAAGAGCACUGGGAUGCAGCCGAAGUCCUUUGUCUUAUGAUAUUACUGCAGCUUGCAGUGGAUUCAUGCUGGGUUUGGUGUCAGCUGCUUGUCACGUAAGGGGUGGUGGAUUUCAGAAUGUACUAGUUAUAGGUGCAGAUGCUCUUUCUCGUUUUGUUGAUUGGACUGAUAGGGGGACGUGCAUACUUUUUGGUGAUGCUGCUGGAGCUGUGGUAGUACAGGCUUGCGACAGUGAAGAAGACGGCUUAUUUGCUUUUGACCUGCAUAGUGAUGGCGAUGGCUUAAGGCAUUUAAAUGCAUCCCUAACAAAUGAUGAAACGGAUGCAGCAAUUGGUAGCAAUGGUGCUGUGACAGGUUUCCCCCCAAGGCACUCAUCUUAUUCAUGUAUUAAUAUGAAUGGAAAAGAGGUCUUUCGAUUUGCUGUUCGAUGUGUGCCCCAGUCAAUUGAGGCUGCACUUCAAAAGUCUGGUCUAAGUAGUUCCAAUAUUGAUUGGUUACUAUUGCAUCAGGCAAACCAAAGGAUCAUUGAUUCUGUUGCAACACGCUUAGAGUUCCCUUCAGAACGCGUCCUAUCUAAUUUGGCGAAUUAUGGUAAUACCAGUGCGGCAUCGAUCCCCUUAGCUUUAGAUGAAGCCAUUCGGAGUGGAAAAGUGCAACCAGGACAUAUCAUUGCAGCCUCCGGUUUUGGGGCUGGUCUUACAUGGGGUUCGGCCAUUCUUAGAUGGGGAUAAAAAAUGAAAAGUUUUUGCAACAUCCAUCUUAAUUGAAUAUGAAGGGAUUGACCUGGUUUUAUUAUAGUUUUGCGUGGGGGGCUCGGAGGAAGUAUUGUUCAGUCCGUCCUUUGUCAAAGAAGCUCGCUUCCCCCCUGGUCGUCAUAGAGGAUUCAGGAGCUGAACUUCAUGCAAUUCACAGCAGCUCCAUCAGAGAGGCCCCUUCAUGUGUUGUAUCUUUCGCUUUAUCACCUGAAUAAGGUCAAUUUUUAUUUAUUUAUUGUUAUUAGGUGUAUUAUUCUCUAACUAGAAGAACAAGGACACCCUUGAGUUUGAUUUUCAUAGAUUUUUCGCUGUUGCUUAGGAGAGCUAGGAUUUUUUCAGGUGAGAUGUAAACAGCUUCACCGGGAUUGCUCUUCCCCUCUGUUUGUCCUUGUAUGUUGUUGAGCUAAUAUGUUUACUAUUCUCAUCUUUGAUUCAA